Messenger RNA from Suillus subalutaceus, 2066 nucleotides. RefSeq lists its product as uncharacterized. NCBI's taxonomy places the organism in Eukaryota, Fungi, Basidiomycota, Agaricomycetes, Boletales, Suillaceae. The transcript has 4 exons. The record is from RefSeq and is a predicted model, not a curated record. The coding region runs from base 1 to 1743 and encodes 580 amino acids.
AUGUCUCUGCCUCCCACGACAGCUUCUUCCAACCCGACAGCUUCUUCCAACCCGACAGAUGAAAGUUCCCAUCCGUCCGGUCUUCUUGCAUAUGACGCACUCCCGAAUCACCAGGACUUUGACUCGAUGAUAUCUGAUGCGAAUUUCACUGCUGAUACUAGAACCGAUUUUUACGACCGGGGUCUGACAGGUCGCAAUUGUGCCCUUGUUGGAGUGGCAUGCUCAGGUAUCUUCAGCUGCUCAUGCAUCGUUGCAGGCAUUGUCACUCUAGUCAAUCACGGAGUCGACGGUGUAGCCGUGCCCAACCUGAUCGAUCUUGAGACGGAGUCUCAGUUGUCUCAGUUGUCCCUGCAGGCGAAAAUAUUGAUUCUGGCACUUAACAUAAUCGUCACGUUAUGCACCGAGUCCAUAGGCUUUGUACUCAGUAUCUCAUUGCGCUCUGCGCUAGCCUCAGAAUCUCGGCUUCGUUUCAACACUAAUCUGCGCCUUCUAACCGCAGCUCGUGGAUGGUAUAAUCCUAACGGCGCCCUCUUUAACGGUAUCUCAACUGUCCUCCUCAUUAUAUCCUACAGCUCGGCCUCACUCGUCGUAUGCUACGACAUUCAAGCAAUGUCAUCAACACCUGGGCAGGGUAUUGCCUUCGCAGGGCUACCUCUCCUCAUUUUGGGCGUCGCACUCCUGUUCCAGGUGAUGAUCGCAUUGUCAGGGGCACGGGCUGUCAAAAUAUUGACGUGGAGCUCGUCACCUUUCGACAUGACCGCCGCACUGGUCCACCACACGCAAUUGACCCCUGCUACUUUGCGGUGCAUGCGUCGUGUGUCUGACCUAGACACGGGUGGAGGUCCAGCGAAACCGCCAGAGAUACAGCCCUCGGCGUGGCAUGCUCACCAUAGCAUCCGGAAAGUUAUCAUUUCUCUUUGGGUGAUCGUUGUAGCAUGCGCUGGAUGGGCUGCACUCGUCAUGUAUAUCUGGGGCAAGUACAUCGGCAAGGGUUUAAUAUCGUCCCCCGGCAGUGGUAUAAUAUCGUCUUCCGGCAAUAGUAUAAUAUCGUCCCCCGACAGUGAUAUAAUAUUGUCCCCCGAUGCGCUGACCAUACAAACGUGGUCGUUCGUGCCCAGCGGGCCGUACAAUUACAUACAGUAUGGUAUGCCGGGUGUCAAUCUUCAGGCGUGGAUUUUGCUCUAUGUCAACAUGGCAGCUGUCCAGGGACCGUUGACGCUUGGGCUGCAUUGCUCGGAGCUCAUCGCAAAUGUCAUUCGAGACGAAAGACAGUGGAGAUGCGCUACCGGAAGGAAAGGACUUACAACGGCGACGAACCCGUUGAAGACGAUUUUCGCUCAUCCAAUUUGUCUCGUACUUUUCGUCACGAAGCCAUUCCUGCAUUGGAUGUUUGGAUUUUCGUUCAGUAUAUCUACCUCCGUAUUGAAUUGGCAACUAACACUGUUGUCGGUAACCAUGUUGACUGCCCAGAUCUGGAACUUAUGCAUAGCGCUGUUUAUAUUUGCCUGUUUCUUCACUUUCGUCGCACUGCGUCGACCGCGAGGUCCCCAGCCGGCUGCAUACGGUCACGUCCAGACGCUCGCCAACCUCGUGGACGGGUGGUCACCUGUGAUGUGGUGGGGACACAAGGAGGACGGAAUUCCGUACUGUCAUGCUGGGACGAGCGAUCACCCGCUCCCGGAUGUGAAGAUGGACUGCGUUUAUGCUGGUUCCGGUGCUGGGUCCCUGGUACCUGUCUCGUGAGAGGCACUUGAUUUACUUUUUAGAGGGAGUUUCUUGAUUCCUCUUUUUAAACAGAGGAGCUAUAUUUACGAAACAUGCUGAACACAUCAAAUUUGAAUAUGGACAGGCUGGAAGGUGAAGCAGAAAGGAAAUGUGGGAUCCAGUCGAAUGGUCAUCGACCAAUUAUCAUGCAGUACGAAUUGAACGAGGAUAGGACCGUCUCAGCUUAUGGUCGGUUCCUCGAAUUGGCAAUUGAUCAGAGUGUCAUAUGUGAGUUCGAGGAGUAGCUACUAUAAAAGUGUUGUUUUGAACGAUGCACAAGAUGUGGGCAUGCACGAACUGGU